AUGAGAUUGUCUCUUGCAGCACUGGCUUCACUGCCAGUGCUUGUUGCCUCGUUAGCCUCGACCGAUUCCUACCGUGACGCUGAUCUGCCUCAAUCAGGCUACCUUCCAAACCACAACUUGGACCCCAACGUCGCAGGCUCUUCGAGCUUCAAGAACUUAUGGACGUUUAUGUCCCCUGUUGCCAGAGAACAAUGGCUGGCCAAGCCCCUCGUAUAUACGCCCAAUGGCCAAUCCGAGCUCGUCAUCACAGCUUCUGAGAUGAACAUCGUCCGUGUUUUUGACAGCAAGACGGGCAACGUAUUGAACACCAGGACGCUUCAGCCUCCUUUCAGUGCCGCCGACAGCAACUGCGGCGACAUUCCCGACUGGAUUGGUGUCACUGGUACUCCCAUCAUCGACCCCAACACCGACAUCAUGUACCUAUUCUCCAAAGGCUACAAGGACGGGACCACUUCCGGCACCGCCAAUGGAGUCUACAAGAUGUACGCUAUUCGGAUUCCCAGCCUCGAAGACGUUGCCGGCUUUCCGGUUCUCAUCGAUGGCAUGAAUGCCGACAAUGAUCCCGCCCGCUACUUUGUCGGUGGCGUGGCCCUGCAGCGGCCGUCCUUGACCGAGCUCAACGGGCAUAUCGUUGCGGCGUUUGGAUCCCACUGCGGUCGUUGGAACUACACCGGCUACCUUAUCUCGGUCAGCAAGACCCCGGGCGUCGGUCCAGUCAGUAUGUGGGCAACCGAAGCCGCGCCGGGCGCCCCCAAUCCUCAACCGCUCGACUUGGCCACCGAAACAGGUGGUAAAGCAGGCAUCUGGCAGAGCGGCAUGGGAUUGCCUACCAUCGGCAACAACAUCUUCUUCGUCACUGGCAACGGCCAAGGACACGCCAAUGGCAACGUGCCUGCGAGUGGCAGGCUUCCCAUGUCGACACUAGACGAGUGUAUUGUGAGGAUGGAGCUAUCCGCCGCUGGCAAGCUCUCCUUGAUCGACUAUUUCCAACCCUACGACUACAUCGGCCUCGAUGCCGGCGAUCGCGACGUUGGUUCCUCCGGAUUGGCCGUUUUGGACCCUUCCGUCUUCAAGGGCGCCGGAGUCAACCGAAUCGGUGUGACUGCGGGAAAGAAGGGCCGUACUUAUGUGGUGAAUGCCGACAACCUUGGCGGUUUUCGACAAGCUCCAGAUGGCGGGGACGGCGUGCUGCAGACCAUCGAGCUUGGAAAUUCUGUCUAUGGUGGAUUUGGUAGCUACCCAGCCGAAGGUGGUUACAUUUAUGCAUCCUCCAUCGGUGGCAGUCUCGUUGCAUACAAGCUUGGGUUCGACUCCAAGGGCGCGCCCCAGUUCAGUCUUGCAGGAAAGUCAGCGUGGGUCUCUGCCGGUCGAGUCGGUGUCGGCCAGAUCACUGUCACAUCUGACAAUGGAAGACUAGGCACCGGAAUUGUUUGGGUCACUGAUGUCAACACCGGUCUCAUGGCCUUCCGAGCCGUUCCCCAGGAUGGUGUCAUGGUUCCUCUCACUCUCCCAUCGUCCCAGGGAACGAACAAGUACCAGCGUCCUGUCUUCGGAGACGGCCGCGUCUUCUUCCACGCCAACAACAACAAGCUCGUAUGCUUUGGAGCUCCCGUCAACUCUGCUGUGAACUGCACCAGCCCGGUUGAGUUUGGCUCCCUCGAGAUGGGAUCUACCGCCAGCGCCAAAGUCAGCUGUAAAGCCAACGUUGCACUCACAAAAGUCAAUGGCUGUUCCGUCUCAGACCCCUCGUGGACGUGUUCCAACUCAACUCUACCACAGGGCGCUGUGGCCGCGGGCACUUCCUUUUCGCUGGAUGUGACGUGGGACCUCUCCAACCCAGCCGCCAAAGUUGUGCCUGGCUUCUUCACCAGCGCGUUGACUCUGUCGAUUAGCGCAUCGGCAGAUUACGCCUCAACCACCGUAGUGUCACUUCAAGGAACUGCUGUCAAGCAAGGCCCUUUCCUCAGUGCGACCCCUUCCGAUAUCACCUUUGGAAGGCUUGUGCUCCGAGACGCUCCUGAUGGUUUGACUGCCACAGCUCUGUUGCAAAACGCGGGCAACGGCACUCUGACCUUUACUGGCUUUGCUUGGCAAAACGAUGCCGGCACUUACACCAAUAUCACUGGCGAUGGCGGUUUGGGCUCCGGCUUUUCAUCGUCCAACUUCCCCGCUGCCGGCUCCUCCCUUGGAUCUGGCCAAAGCUUGUCUGUCCCGCUUCGAUUCUUCCAGCAGGCUUCUGGGUCGUACACGACAAAGAUAGCCAUCUGGUCCAAUGGUGGUACGGCUGUUCUCACGCUGAGCGGCUCCGUCAACGACCCGCCCGCUGUGACAUUUGAGUUGGCAGACGGUCUUGGCAACUGGAACGCACUCUCGGACUACAAGGUCACGUUUGGAAAUGUUCUUGCCGGCGCCUUGGUCGAUAAACAGAUCCGUGUUUGCAACAAGGGCGGUGCACCUCUAACGAUAACCAUCUCUAAGCCACCUGCGUCGCCUCAGUUGUUUGCUCUUAACCCUAACCACGAGCUCACUGAAGGGACACAAGUUCCGCCGGGCACAUGUUCGGUAGGCAGUGUUGGCGUACACGCAGCCCCUGUCCAGCCGAACCACCCGUCCCAGCCUGUUAGCGCUCUGUGGACUAUCAGCACCGAUGGCAACGACCCUGUAUCGGGCCAAGCUUCCGGUUUACACAACAUCCUUUUUGAGGGUACCGUUGUUACCAAGCAAGUUGGACCUCUUCUCACGAACGGGACUGCGCGCUAUCAGUGGGUGGGAUGUUUCAAAGACACUACCAAUCUCGGCCGUAACCUGGCGAACUCAGUCAACAACGCCGCCCAGCAGAGGACGAACACUCUCCAGCAGUGCCAGGGACUUUGCCUCGACAGAGGCUUCAUUCUGUCUGGCGUCCAAUACCAUCAGGAAUGCUGGUGUGGAGGAAACAUUAAGAACCCCUCCACCUAUACGCAGGAGUCUCUCAACCUGUGCACUUUUGAUUGCACGGGCGAUGAUACCCAAGCUUGCGGCGGCGACAACGGACAUAUGAGCCUGUACGCCGACAUUACCUCUUUCGAUAUCCAAGGCUUCUAUGGGUCGCUCAAUGCCCCUAGCUCAAGCUCAUCGGUGCGGGUGGCGACGACCUCUAGCACCAUGGCAGCAUCUUCCAGUAGGGUGAUUCCAGCCACCUCAUCAAGCGCGUUCUCUUCGGCUAGCAGCAGCACAGCGUCAUACAGCUCUGUGGCAUCCAGCGUUCUCUCGUCAGCCACAUCAACUUCGCUGUCCUCCAGCAGCAGUGUUUUCUCUUCGAGCGGCUUCGCCAGCUCUUCGGUUUUAUCCAGCAGCGGCGGCGGCGGCGGCGACGGUGGCAGCAUCACUACCACAAGCACCAUCGCUUCGUACACCUCCACUUCCACAACUGCUUCGUCGAGCCCGACGUCGACGAUGGUUAUGUCCCCCCUGAACCCCCGCAUGCCCGAAGUCGUCAAUGGACAGUGGCGAUACGCCGGUUGCUAUAAAGACCUUGUCAACAGCACACGCCUUUUGAACGAAGCUUUCUUGGCUGCCGAUGACAUGAGCUUGGACAAGUGCGCUGCAUUCUGCGGUGCGGGCGCAUUCAAUGGCGGCGCCUUCAACUAUUUUGGUGUCGAGUACAGCCGCGAGUGCUACUGCGGCUGGGAUGUCAAAGCAGCGGAGACGAAAACCUCGGAGCAGGAAUGCUCCGCAUCAUGCGCAGGCUCCCCCGUUGGUUUGUGCGGAGCAGGAUACAGGCUUUCAGUCUACAGAAACACGGUCCCCAACCAGAUCCCGAGUGCUCCUCAGCAUGUGCCGCAAGCAAACGACUACAAGUUCCUGGGCUGCCAGUCAGAGGGCGUCAACGGCCGCGCGUUGACCGGAAAGUUUACCGCCGCAGACACAAUGGCUGUCGAAGAUUGCGCUUCCUUCUGUUCCAUCGACGGAUGGAAACUCAUGGGUGUGGAGUACGGCCGUGAAUGUUUCUGCGGCAACUCGACCAACGCCGGAUCUGUGCCCGCUCCGCUCGCGGAGUGCAAUAUGCUCUGCAUGGGAAACAAGUUCCAAUACUGUGGUGCGGGUAGCCGUCUUGACCUCUACCAACUCUCCCCGCUUGCCUCUAGCGCGUCUUCAAGUAUCGUGGUGUUUACGAGCUCUGCGGUUUCGAGUUCACCCUCUAUCCUCAGCUCGUCAAUCCCUGCAUCUGACGGUGCUGUCUUGUCUACCGCGUCGUCGACCGGUAGGGUACCUACCGUUCCAGCAUCAACGACGGCCAGCAGUUUGAGCGGCACGGCACCAAGCACAACAAUAGGGCCCGUGGCUACAGCCACCAAUGGCUACUACUACGUCGGCUGCUUCCAGGAUACCAACACGGGCCAUGCGCUUCCCGGGUUGUUCGCAAACAACAGCGUCACCCCCGAGCUCUGCAUCGACUAUGCCAAUUCAAAGUUUAGCAACUCGCCGACCUCGACAACGAAGAUGCCAUAUGUCUUCCUCGAGUACUACCACGAGUGCUACGGAGGUGCCACUUUCGACUUCAAGGGCGCUGCUGUCACCUCGCUGGUUGGAAACAAGGCUUGCAAGAACUACUGUUACGGCAGCGUCAGCACAUUCACCACAAGUGGCAAGGUCACUACCACCACUGGCACGGCCAACUAUUGCGGCGGGGCCCGGAUGUUCGACCUGUACGCGUUGUCAACCCCCGUCGCUUUCCCAACAACGGGUGGUCCUCUGGUCACUAGGACAGUGAACUGA
Molecule: messenger RNA, 4758 nt
Organism: Colletotrichum graminicola M1.001
Lineage: Eukaryota; Fungi; Ascomycota; Sordariomycetes; Glomerellales; Glomerellaceae
Product: WSC domain-containing protein
Exons: 5
Coding region: 1-4758 (1585 amino acids)
Source: RefSeq, a predicted model, not a curated record